AAUCCUAGGCGGAGAAAUCUGACGCAGCGGUUCGGUUUGCCACUGCCGGGCCUUUGACCCAGGCUCUGAGCGUUGCAUUCCCGGCCUCCGACGUUAUUAUUCGUCUCCGAACAUUCCAUCCAGUGGUCCGAACGUUCCAGCCCGGCUCAGCUAUGACAGCUCAUUCUUUCGCUGUCCCCAUGGUUAUUUUCACCACCUUUUGGGGCCUUAUCGGUAUUGCCGGGCCCUGGUUCGUGCCCAAAGGACCCAACCGCGGGGUCAUCAUUACCAUGUUGAUCACCACUGCCGUCUGCUGUUAUUUGUUCUGGCUGGUGACCAUCCUGGCCCAGCUGAAUCCUCUGUUUGGGCCGCUGCUGAAGAAUGAGACCAUCUGGUAUAUCAAUUUCGUGUGGGAGUGACCAGCCAUCAUCCCCUGCCCCAGCUUCUUCAGUCCUCUUGCCCUUCUGUUGAUUUCAGGCCCAGUCAACCCUGAUGGCCCUCACAUUUCUGCAUCCCUGUGUUCUUGGUAUUACUCGUUCAUCCCUUCAACUUGGUCACUCAAACUCAGACCUUCCUAUUGGACUUGAUCCGGAGCCCAGCCAAAUUCUAGGAAAUUGCCUCUUCCUUGGGAGGCCUGGGCCCCAAGGGAGGGGGAUUCUUUACCAGGCAAGAGUGAAAGGAUUCUUGGCUUCUAGCACUCCCUCCCUGCUUCUCUCCAGUCAUACUUAGUCCCUCAACCAAAUGUGUGAUGUUUCUUUCUACAAAUUCUACUGAGUGCAGAGACCCUUCCUAACCCAAAGGUGGGACCCUGUUGAGUCAGUCCAAUAUUCCCAGGGCCUGGGAUUGAGUUUAUUGGUUAAGAGGUGGUAUUGUUUAGAGAGUACUUUGGAUCCUGAGUGUGGAGACCUGAAAUAUUCCUGCACAAGUCAUAACCUGUUUAAGCCUCACUUUUCCUUAUGCGUAAAAUAAGGAAGUUGCAUUGAGAUCCCUUCCAACACUACCUUUUAUUUUCCUUUUAUGAUUCUGUGAUGUACUUUGAUGUAAAAUUUAUGGACAUUGCAAGCCAUGGGAAUGGGGUAGGGAUGGAUUUGUGACUUUCUUUUCUUUUUUGGAAAAGCCUAGGUUUGGUGUAAAAACUGAAUUAUGUGAAAUAAUCAUUAAUGUUCUUUUUAGAGCUAAAGUCACUUUGCUAAGGAAAGUAUAAGUAUAAUUAUCACGUAUACCUUGGUCUGCUAAUCAAGUGAACUUGCUCAUUUUUUGGCAAAGAGUAAAAGCCUAGAAUAAAAUUGGAAACUGAGAUGAAA
This is a messenger RNA of Gracilinanus agilis (Agile Gracile Mouse Opossum), 1283 nucleotides long. RefSeq names its product ATPase H+ transporting V0 subunit e2 (gene ATP6V0E2). Gene Ontology annotation, biological process: proton transmembrane transport. Gene Ontology annotation, cellular component: proton-transporting V-type ATPase, V0 domain. The transcript is spliced from 4 exons. The coding region runs from base 153 to 398 and encodes 81 amino acids. Lineage: Eukaryota; Metazoa; Chordata; Mammalia; Didelphimorphia; Didelphidae. The record is from RefSeq and is a predicted model, not a curated record. Gene Ontology annotation, molecular function: proton-transporting ATPase activity, rotational mechanism.